This is a messenger RNA of Serpula lacrymans var. lacrymans S7.9, 2361 nucleotides long. RefSeq lists its product as uncharacterized. The coding region runs from base 29 to 2221 and encodes 730 amino acids. Gene Ontology annotation, molecular function: clathrin binding. The transcript is spliced from 9 exons. Lineage: Eukaryota; Fungi; Basidiomycota; Agaricomycetes; Boletales; Serpulaceae. Gene Ontology annotation, biological process: intracellular protein transport; vesicle-mediated transport. Gene Ontology annotation, cellular component: membrane coat. The record is from RefSeq and is a predicted model, not a curated record.
ACCACACACAUCUCCUUCAAGUUCGCAAAUGAGCAUACGAGGGCCACGGAAAGGCGAAAAUUAUGAGCUCAGCGUUGACCUCAACAGCGAGUAUCGUGAUAAACGAAAGGAUGCAAUCAAACGGGUCAUAGCCUCAAUGACUGUGGGCAAAGAUGUCAGUGGUUUGUUCCCCGAUGUCCUCAAGAACAUGCAGACAGAAGACCUCGAGCAGAAAAAGCUGGUGUACUUGUAUCUCAUGAAUUAUGCCAAGACUCAGCCGGAACUCGUUAUUCUGGCAGUCAACACGUUCGUGAAAGAUACAGAAGAUCCCAACCCCCUCGUCCGAGCGCUGGCGAUCAGGACGAUGGGCUGUCUACGUGCAGAGAAAAUCAUUGAUUACUUGUGCGAUCCACUCCAACGAUGCCUCAAAGACGACAACCCAUACGUCCGGAAGACAGCUGCGCUUUGUGUUGCCAAACUGUAUGAUUUGAAGCCCGAGCUGGUAAUUGAUAAUGGAUUUUUGGAACAGCUACAUGAAAUGGUUUCGGAUAGUAACCCAAUGGUCGUCGCCAACACUGUAGCAGCAUUGACCGAUAUCCAUAAUACGGCCAUUGCAGCGCAAAUAUCACCAUCUUCUUCUGAUCCAGCCAUUUUCAACAUUACUUCCACUAUUCUAAACAAGCUACUGAUUGCUCUGAAUGAAUGUUCAGAGUGGGGUAGAGUGGCUAUAUUGAAUGCUCUGUCGCGAUACGUAGCUCAAGAUGAAAAAGAAAGUGAACACAUUAGUGAGCGUGUAGUUCCUCAAUUCCAGCAUAUCAACGGAAGUGUUGUACUCGCUGCUAUGAAGGUGGUUAUGAUCCACAUCCGUGGUGUCCGACGAGAAGAGCUCGUCAAGCAAUUGAUACGCAAAAUGGCACCUCCGCUCGUUACUCUCUUGUCCUCUCCACCAGAAGUCCAGUGGGUAGCCUUACGAAAUAUUAAUCUUCUACUGCAAAAACGCUCGGACCUUCUAUCCAACGAGAUGCGCGUGUUCUUCUGUAAAUAUAACGAUCCGCUCUACGUUAAAAUCGAAAAGCUCGACAUCAUGGUACGACUUGCCAGCGAUAACAACGUCGAUGCUCUCUUGAGCGAAUUAAAAGAAUAUGCGUCAGAAGUCGACGUCGAUUUUGUUCGUAAAAGUAUCAAAGCAAUCGGUCAAACUGCUGUCAAAAUCGAUGCUGCUGCAGAGCGAUGUGUAAAUGUACUCCUGGAAUUGAUCGAUACACGUGUCAGUUAUGUCGUCCAAGAGGCUGUGGUAGUCAUGAAGGACAUAUUUAGAAAGUAUCCUUCAACAUAUGAAGGUGUCAUUCCGACGUUGUGCGCGAACUUAGAAGAGCUGGAUGAACCAGAAGCAAAGGCGUCCCUGAUUUGGAUUAUUGGGGAAUAUGCCGAUAAGAUUGACAAUGCCGAUGAACUACUGGGUAUAUUCGUCGACACGUAUAUAGAAGAGUCGUAUCAGGUUCAAUUACAAACGUUGACGGCUGUCGUCAAAUUGUUCUUGAAAAAACCAGACUCAUCGCAAGGCAUAGUUCAACGGGUCCUCAAUACCGCCACCAAGGACUGCGAUUCACCCGAUGUAAGAGACCGUGCUUACAUAUAUUGGCGGUUAUUGUCCACCGAUCCGGCAGCAGCAAAAGCAGUGGUUCUAGCACAUCGGCCGCCUAUAUCUAUUCCAAGAACGACAGUCUCACCAGCAUUAUUGGAAGAACUUCUUGGGGAAAUAUCCAACCUGGCCAGCGUCUAUCACAAGCCACCGGAGACUUUCAUUGGACAAGGCAGAGUAAGCGCAGAUUCCGUCCAAAGGAAGGGGUCAGAUACUUCCGAUGAUAGGUUUUCUGCACAAAAGGCACUUCAGACUGUCGUUGCUGGACAACAAGCAGAAAAUUUGCUUGACUUUGAUGAUAAUAUGACGGUGGAAGGACAGCCAUCUGGCCUCGCAGCUACGCAAGUCCUUCCUUCAACUCCAGCUGCAGCGAACCUCCUCUCUGGUACAUCGACCAAUCCUCUGGAUGAUCUUGUGUCCAUCUUUGGUGGUGCAAGUGUGAGUAAUGGCAUGAGCGGUAAUGCGUUCGGCACAAAUGGGCUUGGGGGUUUAUCGUCGCCGACCACAUUAGCGCCGUCUUCUGGGUUCAAUAAUUUGGUUGCCAGCUCACCCGCACCUCCUCAGCAGCAGCAACAGGAGGACCUUCUGGGCUUAUUCUAAGGCCGCGACUUUGUUAACACCGGGUAUAUUUUCUCUCUCUGUUACCGCUGGUCACCAUUAGUACUUGACGAAUGAUCGAGGUUUUUAGAGCUGGUGGACUGUAUUGCAUAUUAUACUGUAUAAAUGAGUUUCUACCUUGU